Messenger RNA from Ananas comosus (pineapple), 1852 nucleotides. Its product is annotated as UDP-glycosyltransferase 73B4-like. Lineage: Eukaryota; Viridiplantae; Streptophyta; Magnoliopsida; Poales; Bromeliaceae. The record is from RefSeq and is a predicted model, not a curated record. Gene Ontology annotation, molecular function: UDP-glycosyltransferase activity.
GGAGGAGGAAGAAGAAGAGGAGGAUGGAGAUGGGUGGUGUUGGUAACGACGACCACAGCAGCGGCGGUGGUGAUCAUGGCGGUGGGGAUGGGAGAGAGCACGUGGUGAUGUUCCCGUUCAUGGCGAAGGGGCACACGGUCCCGGUCAUCCACCUCGCCGCCGCGCUCUCCCGCCGCGGCCUCCGCGUCACCAUCCUCACCACCCCGGCCAACGCCCCCUUCCUCCGCCGCAGCCUCCCCCGNCCCCGCCUUCCUCCGCGCCACCGCGCUCCUCCGCGCCCCGCUCCGCCGCCUCUUACUCCAACUCGUCGCCGACUCCUCCUCCUCCUCCCCUCGCCCGCUCUGCUUCGUCGCCGACUUCUUACUCUCCUGGUCCCUCCCCAUCGCCCGCGGCCUCGGCGUCCCCGCCCUCGUCUUCCACGGCAUGUCCGUCUUCUCCAUGGCCAUGUGCAAGUCCAUCUCUCCGCGCUCGUCACCCCACCCUCCCCCUCCUCCUCCUCCGCCUUCGCCGCCGCCAUUAAUGGCGGCGACGAAGUCCCCUUCACCGUCCCCGGGGACCCGCGGAGCCUCCUCUUCGCGCCGUCCGAGGUCCCCAGCGAGGUGCGCAACCCCGCGAACCCCGAGGACCCGGUGACCCGGUUCCUGGUCGAGGAGAUCGGCCCCGCCGAGCGCCCCGCGAGCUGGGGCGUGCUGGUCAACAGCUUCGCCGAGCUCGACCGCGAGUACGUUGACUUGUUCGAGGGGUUCUACCGCGGCGGCGGCGGCGGGGCCCGCGCGUGGCUCGUGGGCCCCAUGUCCCUCCUCGCCGCCCGGGUCAACGCCGAGGAGGAGGAGGACCCCACCGACCACGACCCGGAAGGGUGCCUCGCGUGGCUCGACGAGCACCGGCCCGGGGAGGCCGUGUACGUGGCGUUCGGGACGCAGGCCCACGUGGCGGACGCGCAGCUGGACGAGGCGGCCCACGGGCUGGUGGGGUCGGGCCACCCGUUCCUCUGGGCCGUCCGAUCCGAGACGUGGGCCCCGCCGGCGCCGCUCGCCGCGCAGAUCCAAUCCCGGGGCAAAAUCGUCCGGGGGUGGGCCCCGCAAAACGCGAUACUGGGCCACGUGGCGGUCGGCGGAUUCGUGACGCACUGCGGGUGGAACUCGGUGCUGGAGAGCCUGUCGGCCGGGAAGCCGAUGCUGGCGUGGCCGAUGAUCGCCGAGCAGGUGCUCAACGCCAAGCACUUGGUGGAGAUCCUGGGGGCCGGGGUGAGGGUGCGGGACAUAAUGAGCGACGGGAUUGUCACGCGGGACGAGGUGGCGGCGGGGGUGAGGGAAGUGAUGGGGGGAGGCGGGGAGAGGGGACAGAGGGCGCGGGCAAGGGCAGUGGAGCUGCGGGAUGCGGCGGCAGCGGCCGUGGCGGAGGGGGGCACAUCGUGGGUGGCGCUGGAGAACUUGCUGCAGGAGCUCCGAAAGAUUAAAAAUUAUGAAACUGCAAGUAGUAAUACUGAAAACUCAAUGAAAGAUGAUGUUGAACGCCGUACGAAAGAAGAGGAGUCGCAACAGCACGGAGUCCAAAUUGUUUGAAUACAGUUAUGCUUCGCAGCACGCCUUGGAUUACGAUAGAAUCAGACGAAAGAAGAGGAGUCGCAACAAAACGGAGUCCAAAUCGUUUGAAUGCAGUUAUGCUUCGCAGCACGCCUUGGAUUUCGAUAGAAUAAGACAAAAGAACGAAGAGUUUCGAUAAUUUAAAUGUAUUUUAUGUGCGUCGGGUUCCUUGAGAGAUCAUGGAACUCAAUUCCUGUUCAAUCCAAAUAUGCUUGUAGCAGAAUGGCGUGCAGGUAAUAUGACUGUUGUAGGAGUAUUUUGUUCUA